UAUAUUUUGUUUUAAAACAAGGAGAAAACAUGAACUACGAUAAAAGAUUUUUUUGGCUUUUAAUCAUGAUGUGGAUUAUGUUUAUGUAUGGUGCUACAAAUUUAUCGUGCAAUUACAGCUUAAACUUAAAGAAUCAACUUGUGGCCCAUUGUGAUAACAGAGGUUUUAUAUCUGUACCAAGGAAUCUGAUCAAAAAUAUCCAAGUGCUGGAUCUCUCAUAUAAUUUGAUCACUGUUAUCGAAAACAACACAUUUAUAAACUAUGCGAAAAUGGACAUUUUGAUUUUAAACAGUAACAAUAUAUCUAAAGUCCAUGAACAUGGUUUUGAAGGCUUACGUUAUUUACGGAUUUUGAGAAUGGAAAAUAAUGCUAUUAAUAUUUCUAAGCUUCCGCCAAGAGUGUUUCGUCCUCUUGAAAAUUUGAUGGUUCUUGAAAUAGGUAGGAAUGAAGAGCAAUGGAUGGAACAUGAAUCGUUUGUUUACCCAGACAAAGUAUUCUCUAACUUGAAAAGUUUACAAAAUUUAUCUAUUGACUUGUUUGAUCGACCUGAGUUCGGUAAUGGAUUUAAAUCACUCCACAAUCUAGUCGUUUUAAAUUUUAGGAGGUGUUACAUGAGAUUCGGCAAAUUAUCAAAUGAAACUUUCAGAAAUAUUUCUCCGAAACUAAGGGAGUUAUAUAUUACUCGUUGUCAUCAUUUUUUUCACAUAGACAAAGGAAUCCUUCAGUAUUUUCCUGAAUUGAACAUUUUGGACUUGUCUCAUUCAUAUAUUCAUUUGUAUCAGGCACUGAGUAUACUUUAUCCUUAUCAAAACAAAAACAUGUCUGUAAUAAACUUUCACCAUAUAAGCGACAAGAGUAUUAAUAACGACAAGUUUCCGUAUUCUGUAAUAAUUACAAAAGAACUAAUGAGAUAUCUGAGAUCUAUCUGCAUAGAGGCUUUAGAUUUGUCAGUGACAGGCAUAGUAGAUGAUGAGUUUUAUUCAUUGUUUUCAUUCCAACACCCUGAGUGCUUCAAAACAUUUAUCAUAUCUGCAAACAGAUUACCGUCAACGACUUUAGAACACUAUAUGCAAACAGUUGUUUUCUUAACAAGAGCUACGAAUCUUAAAACGUAUGAUAUGUCUUAUCUGCCUGCAAAAUUUCUUAAUCCGUUAUAUCUUGAUGUGUAUCAUCCCGAAAAGUUCAUUGGAAGUCAUAAUCAGGAAAAACAACCUAUUUUUCAUAAAUCUUUUCAUAUAACUAUUAACCUACCGCCCUUACUAGAAUGUGUCCGCUUUACUCAUAUGACAGUAGUGUCUGCGUCUGUGUCAUUCACAUGCAAUAAAGGAUCUCUAAGAUAUUUUGAUGUUUCAUAUAGUAUUUUUGAACAAUAUCCAAAUGUGUCAAAUGAAUGUGGAAAAGAACUUAUAUAUAUAGAUGUUUCUGGGUUAUCUUCAACAAUAAUGUUUCAGUCCAUUUCCUUGCCGAAACUAACUACAUUGAAAAUGAACCAUGCCAACAUAGACAGGAGCAUAAUUGAAGGAAGACAAUGGAUGCUCGGGCACGCACCUAAACUCAAAAAUGUAGAUCUGUCUUUCAAUAACCUAUGGACUUUGUUAGAUACGACAUUGUUUAAUGAUAAGAAUAUAACCCAUUUUAAUUUGUCCAAUAACUUUUUCAGGAGAGUUCAUAGUAUUGUGUCUAAACUCCGUCAUUUAGAAUCGUUAGAUCUGUCAAAUAAUUUGAUAACAUCUAUUGAUUAUACUAUACGAAAAUGGUUAGAUGAGAUUAUCGUGUCAUAUCAGAACUUGAGUUUGAAUUUGAAUAACAAUGCUUUAGUUUGUUCGUGCGAUACUGUUGAGUUUCUGUUAUGGUUUUCAAAAACAAAAGUAUCAUUUGUAAACGGAAACAAAUACACUUGUACAAUGUCAAACAAUUCGCAAGUCAAUCUUAUUGAAGUAACCAAAGAUAUCAAUAAAUAUUUUGCUGACUGCCAAGCUACUUUAUGGCUUAGGAUUGGAAUUAUAUUAAUAUCGUGUACUUUUGGUGUUUCGGUACCAUUUUCGAUUUUAUAUUAUUACAGAUGGAAACUUAUUCUGUUUUUGUUUAGAACAUUUAGACGAGCCGUCGAGAGAGGUUUAUAUGUAAAUUAUGAAUAUGACGUAUAUAUUUCCUACGAAGAAAAAAGCAUAACAUGGAUAAAAGACCAUCUGCUUCCAAAAGCUGAAAAAGAAUGGGGAUUGAAAACAUUCGUACAUGAUCGUGACCUUAUACCCGGAGAACUCACAUCAGAUUCUAAAGCACUUUCAAUUCACCAAAGUAGACAUGUUAUUUUUAUUAUUACGGAACGAUUUUGUGAAUACGAAUGGGGGUCCUUUGAAAUCGAAAGAGCCAAAUAUGAGAAAUACACACAAAAUCUUAUGAAAAUUAUAGUAAUUUUACAAAAUGUGCAUGUCAAUGAUAUUCCAGAACAACUCGUGAACAUAUCAAAUGAUGUUAUCUUCAUUAAAUGGGAUGAACCCGAAACUGAAAUUCCAGAAAAUCAAUCUAGGUGGGUCAAACUAAAGACAUUGCUUUUUCUUAAUUAAAAAAAUUAUGCACAGCUUUUUAGAAAAUCGGAUGAAUUAUGUCAAAUAUAUUUCAUUUACCAUUUAGAUAUAUUUUUCUUUCUUUUGUACAGUCGGUUAAAGAUAUACACUGAAAUAAGCGAUGUAUGUUUAUAUAUUUUUUGGAACAGAUUUUAAAUAAAUGGGUACCAUCACAAUUCAAUGUGGUAACUAUAAGUCGUACUUAAUAUCGGAGAAAAUAUGAAUAAUUGAAUAAUUAAUAAUUGAAUGGGUUUUUUUUGUACGUUUUUGUGGCAAAAAUAAAGAAUGAAACAUUGAUAUAUUUUUAAUACAAAAAAUUGUGCGUAAAACCCUGUUAAGAUGAUAUGGGUGUCUUCCUCCAUCUUGGAUUUUAAAAAACAGAGAACCAAAGGUCCAUAUUUUCUAUAAAGUUAGCAAAAUAUGAUGCAGGAAUGCAGAUAUUUAAUGUGAAUUUUCAUUUAAAAGAACAAAUUUAUAAGAAUACAACUUACAAAUUUUGAUAUUUUUGUUAAUGUUAAUUAGUUUUUGGUUUUUUUUUGUUUUUUUUUUAAUUGGUAUUUCAAGGGGAGGUAACUCUAAAACGUGCAUUUUCCGAAGAAUUCUACAUGAAAUUUUCCUAUUUUGUAUUUUAGCCGGAAAAAACAUACGGUGACCCUAUCUUUUCUUUUGAUAUUCUCAAAGCAUUGUCUGAAAGCUAUCUUUUCCUUAAGUAGUUAACAAUUUUGUUGUAACAUAUCGCAGUAAGCACGUGUUGUCAGGAAUGUUUUAUUAGGUUAUACAAUCUAAUUUUUAGAAAUGGCUAUGUAUUGUUGUCUGCAAUUAAUUAGUACGGAUUAUUAUGAAACAUGCAUGUAAUGUAAUGAAUACUAUUUAUGCAUUGAUACAAAAAAAUGAAUGAAACGAAAAAAUAGCACCAGGAGAUUUAUCUAUCAUAACUUAAGUGGACGUCUCGGUCAGUUUCUAAUAUUUAUUUUUUUAAAGACAUUUGUCCUUUUUCCCUUUUUUUUUUUUUGCUUUUAAGAAAAACAUUAAACAUCUCGUUAAGCUGCAGUCUUUACUUAAUGUUGAUAUCUUAAUGUGAUUAAAUUAAAUGUAUUCAAACUACUUUAUUAGUGCUUAAUACUAUAUUCGUUAAUUUAGAAAUGUAUCUGUAAUUCUGAAGUUUUUCUAUUGUGUAUUUUUAUAAAUAAGAAGACAUAUUGUAAGAUAUUAAAUGUUUAAGAUCU
This is a messenger RNA of Mytilus trossulus (common blue mussel), 3793 nucleotides long. Its product is annotated as toll-like receptor 4. Gene Ontology annotation, biological process: toll-like receptor signaling pathway; inflammatory response; immune response. Lineage: Eukaryota; Metazoa; Mollusca; Bivalvia; Mytilida; Mytilidae. The coding region runs from base 30 to 2567 and encodes 845 amino acids. Gene Ontology annotation, cellular component: plasma membrane. Gene Ontology annotation, molecular function: transmembrane signaling receptor activity; protein binding. The record is from RefSeq and is a predicted model, not a curated record. The transcript has a single exon.